This is a messenger RNA of Thlaspi arvense, 1522 nucleotides long. NCBI's taxonomy places the organism in Eukaryota, Viridiplantae, Streptophyta, Magnoliopsida, Brassicales, Brassicaceae. The record is from the annotation of a GenBank genome assembly.
AUGGCUGAAACUUCUUUGGAGCACAAGUUUACUUUGAGACUCGUCGUUGAUGAAGAGAAGAAGAAAGUCAUUUUGGCAGAGGCUUGUAGUGACUUUGUUGAUGUGCUCUUGAGCCUUGUGACGCUGCCAAUGGGCACCAUUGUCAGAUUGCUUGAGAAUCAUCGAAAACAAGAGGUUGGUUGUUUAAGCAACCUCUAUAAAAGUGUUGUGGAGAUGGGCACUGAUGAUUUUGAGACCGAAGCAUGUAAGCAGAUGCUCCUUUGUCCGAGGAGUGUGAGGGAUGUCCAGUGCAAAAGGCUUAAGCUCAACUUACACCCUACCGAGGGCAACAAGCUGUUUGCGUGCCGAGCAAAAGUUGUAGACAACAUAGAAGAUGGAGUAUUUGUUAGAGGCAGGUCUUCAUUCAUCAUAACUGACGACUUAAAAGUGGCAGUUAGAUCCACUGACCUUGUCUUGAGAAAGCUCAAAUCCGUAGGCUGUGGCGAUUUCAGUAAAUUUGAAGAAAGGCUUGUUGAUAUCGGUUUUGAAGAGGUUAUGACUCUGCUGCAAUGUAUCUUCUCCUCAAAUGCUCCCUUGACGGACACGUUCUUGAACAAGCAAAGCCCACAAGGUGUGACCAAGACUUGCGAAACGCUGAGUUCAUAUAUGGAGAGAAACGUAGAGGAAUCCGAAGCUGAACCGAAAAAAGUUAUAACUCUCAGUGCCAUCGUGAGGAAACAUGACAUGAGGGUUUUGUUUGUUGAGUGCGGAGAAGACUUUGUUGACCUUCUCUUCACUUUUCUUGCUCUUCCGCUGGAAUCUGUAGUGGAGAUCUCUGGUGACAGCUCCACUUUUGGGUGCAUUGGAAACCUGUUCAAAAGCUUCCAGGCCUUGAGUGCCACACAAGUUUCAGCAUCCAAACCCUUGCUCCCUCACUACUACAGAUGUCAGAAGCAGCUGCUCAACAUCACCACUGCGCAGCGUCCGCCUUAUCAAAGAACGAACUCUCUGGUUUUGAUUGAUCCAAAAUCUCAUGGAAGCGAUCAGCCAACAGAGAGUAGUGGAUUCGUGAAGAGAGACACCAAGUUUAUAGUAUCAGAUGAUCUGAUCAUUACACCGAUGAUCUCCACCUCAACCUUUUGCAUACUGAAGAAGUUGCAGAUUGAAGCAAAGGAUCUCGAGGUGCAAGAAAUAUGCAUCAGCAAAACACAGGCGACAAGUUUGUUGAGAGCUUCCUUGGUGACAACCUCUGCACUAAACGCUGCCUUAUGGAACAUGACUUUGAAGAAUCCAAAGGAAGAGGCUUGAAGAAACCCAUUGUCCAUCUUUUUACUAUCUCUGUUCUUUCCUUAGACACAAGUGUUUUUAGGAACUUGUUGGGUAUACUAGAUAUGUCUCCAGAGAUUUUUUCUUUUUCUUUUUUAGUUAUUCAGACUUGACAGAUUCCCAAUUUUGGAGAAAGUAUUUUUACAGCAGUGAUGAGCAAAAUUACAAUCGCUCUUCGGAAUCGUUAAAAUUGUGCACUCAAGGAGAAGUUCAAAAG